AGCCGUCUUGUGACAACAGGAAGAAGGAAUGACAACAGUGUGAGGAUGUUAGAACCGCUCUGACGCUUGUUAACUUUUCAUUUGCAGAAAGAAAGAAAGAAAGAAAGAAAGACAACAAUGACUUCUAUCAUAAAAGAAACACAAAGCAUUAAAGAAGCAGUGACUUUCAUCAAUUCGAUUGAUGUGAGCAAGUUCACCAGACUCAUCUCCCGCAUCACACAGAAGCUUCAUCUGAAGGGAGAACGAACAUUUAGCGAAGAAGAAGAGGAAAAACUCCAGGCUGCUCUCUCAUUGGAUAAAACUGCUCUCCAUUUAGUCCUGGAAACAGCUGCUUUUAUAUUGGAGCAGGCGGUAUAUCAUAACAUAAAGCCGGCCUCUCUGCAGCAGCAGCUGGAGGUCAUACAUCUAAGUCCAGAAAAGGCUGAGGUGUUCUGUCAGAUUUGGGCCACUGCUGGACCAGAGCUGGUGGAGAAACUAAAGCGUAACAUCUCUGCCCCUAAGAAGCUGGAGUACGUCGGCUGGCAGCUGAACCUGCAGAUGGCCCAGUCCAGCCAGGCUAGACUGAAGUCUCCCAGUGCUGUCCUUCAGCUGGGACUCCACAAUGAAGACGCAGAGGAUCAGGAAAACGUCUUUGCUGAGUUUAACCACCAGGAGCUUCUUGAGUUCUACAACAAGCUUGAAAUCGUGCAAGGACAGUUGGAUUCCCUAACUUGAUGCCCGGCGCUCUGUGUACAACCACACCCACACAAACACUGUGCUGUUAGUGAUGAUGCUGACAGCUAUGCCAGCUGUUAGAGGCCGAGCAGCUCCAGUCUUGCUCUGAUUUAUUAGAGAAAACCGUCAAACAUAGAGGAAAGAGUUUCUUUCCCUUUUGAGUUCUUUUCAGUCCAUGUUUGUCCUCAUUACAGAGUUUUUGUGUGAAAAAUAACCUUUCGCUUUGUCUACAUAAACUGUACGUAAAUAAUUUCUUUUUACCAUUUUUUUAGAUCUUGUAGUGAGAAGCAUAAUGCCAUACUACCAUAUAUAUUGCUUCUUUUAUCUGUUAAGUUGGAAAAAGAUGUGCAAAUACUCAGCUGUCUUGAAAUUGGAUUCAUACCCUGAGGGGAAAAAAAGAUAAAUUAAAUCUCCAGUGUAACUUCAUUCAAAACAAAUGAGUUUUGUUACUUGAAGACUGAACUACAUUCCUUGUUAUUCUAUUAAAUUCUGAAUUGAAGAUGAAA
This is a messenger RNA of Melanotaenia boesemani (Boeseman's rainbowfish), 1220 nucleotides long. RefSeq names its product COMM domain containing 10 (gene commd10). Bases 118 to 714 code for a protein of 198 amino acids. The transcript has 7 exons. Lineage: Eukaryota; Metazoa; Chordata; Actinopteri; Atheriniformes; Melanotaeniidae. The record is from RefSeq and is a predicted model, not a curated record.